Messenger RNA from Huiozyma naganishii CBS 8797, 858 nucleotides. RefSeq lists its product as uncharacterized. The annotation marks the transcript as partial. The record is from RefSeq and is a predicted model, not a curated record. The transcript has a single exon. Lineage: Eukaryota; Fungi; Ascomycota; Saccharomycetes; Saccharomycetales; Saccharomycetaceae.
AUGGAGACCGAGUCUGUUUAUGUGGCGGACACAGCCACGGCUGCAGAUUGCAAUGAGCGAGCAGAAGCCCGUGGCGAGAAGAUUGGACGUAAUCCGGUCCGUCCCCAGCUGCAAAUGUUCAAGUACCUGUACUACGCGCCUGCGCGCAAGCCGAUCAGAAUUGGAACAAGCCAGGAGUUUGUGCCAAUCACUAACACCAGGGAAGUGGGGUUCUACCGCAAGAAGCUCUGCUUGCAAAACCUGGAGUUCAGCGCCUCCGACCGCACGCUUUUGGCAGACUACCACACCAACGACUCCGAGAAGCGCAGCCGCGUGCUUUCCGUUCUGCUCAAGUAUUACAACACUGUGUGUGCCCGUGUGGCCAAGACCGCGUUCACCACUGACCGCAACGGCCAUCAGAGCCCCUUUCCCCGCGAGGUCUCCUCUGAAACCCUGGGUGACUAUGCCCGCAACGUCUGUGUUUUCAUAUAUCUGGACGACGUCUACGCGCAGUUCAGUUUUGCGGGGAACUUCCCCAGACCCACCGACACCAUUUCCGUGUUUGAAGAGCCGCUGGCCGACGAGCUGUUUCUGAAAAAGGCACGUUACUUCCGCGAGAUCCUCACAGACGACCGCCACACCGCUUACUUUACCCACCUCUGCCAGCUGGCGGCCGUGGACAUCCGCAAAGUGACCUCCGAAAAGGUCGAGUUUCUCUCUGUCUUUCAAUACCGCUACGUCCUUGACGCCAUCAAGGCGUGGACAACGUAUGCCGCGCUGUAUCCGCAAGCGGCAACAACCAUUAGCGAUAUAACAGCCCUGUUUGUGGAAAAGAAGGCUCAGGUGUGGCGGUGGGUCACUACCACAUACUCUCUGCUG